GUUGGGAUGAUCAGCCAUGAUCAUAUUGAAUGGCGGUGCAGGCUCGAAGGGCCGAAUGGCCUCUACUCCUGCACCUAUUGUCUAUGUUUCAAUGUUUCUAUUUGCCCGAUGGGAGAGGGGGGAAAGAGGGAGUGGCCAAGGGUGCGACACGACCUUGAUCGACCUAUAACAAUUGUGAUCGAGCUUGUAUUUGCUGAUCCGUUAUCAGACUCGACAGGCAAUGGAUAGGAUUGUUGGCGUUUGUUAUAAAAGCAGAAAAUGGAACACCGUCCUCACCCCUGGUCUCAGAAGCACCGCACACCAACGCUCCCAUUCAGCUAAGGACCAAAAUGAAGUGGUUACUUAUUGCAUUCGCUUGCUUUCAACUCUCAGAAUGUUUGAUCAGAAUGCCAUUGCACAGGGGUAAAUCGGUCCGUGAUGCGCUGCAGGAACGUGGAUUGCUCAAGGACUUCUUGGAGAAACAUCCAUACAAUCCCUACUCCAAGUACAUGCGCCCGAUCCACGAGGAUUCAACCGAAGCCACUGAAACCCUGAUCCAGCUGUCCUAUUUUGGAACGAUUAGUAUCGGCACUCCGCCUCAGAGUUUCACCGUGAUAUUCGACACGGGCUCGUCCAACUUGUGGGUGCCAUCCACUUACUGCUCCAGCCCACCAUGCCGGAACCAUCCCAGGUUCGAUUCAAGUGCAUCCUCAACAUUUCAGAUGUCGCGGCAAUACGUGUCCAUCCAGUACGGAACAGGCAGUAUGACUGGGGUACUCGGGUACGACACUGUCAGGGUGUCUGGUAUUGACAUAACUCACCAGGAGUUUGGUUUGAGCAUGACCGAGCCGGGCACGUUCCUGUACUACGCCAAGUUUGACGGGAUUCUGGGCUUGGCCUACCCGAACAUCGCCUCGUCUGGAGCCACGACCGUCUUUGACAACAUGAUGACCCAGCGCCUGGUGGACGAGCCCCUGUUCGCUUUCUACUUGACCAGGUACGACACUGGCAGUGGGUCUGGGAGUGAGGUUGUGUUCGGUGGAGUCGACCCAAACCAUUACACCGGGCAGAUCCACUGGGUUCCUGUAACCAGACAGGAAGGCGUGUACUGGGCUGUGUUUGUUCACAGCGUGAAGAUCAACGGGCAGGUGGUGGCGUGCCAAGAUGGAUGCCAGGCCAUUGUCGACACGGGCACCUCCCUCCUCACGGGUCCCAGCUACGCCAUCGGCACAAUCCAGCGCAUGAUCGGGGCGAGCCAGCAAUCCAAUGGCAUGGCCAUGGUGGACUGCAGGUAUCUCCCCCGCAUGCCUUAUGUGACCUUUACCAUCAAUGGCGUUGACUUCCCCCUGCCGCCAUCUGCCUAUGUGCUCCAGGUAAGCUCCGGCUGCACCAGUGGCUUUGCCUCCAUGUCUUUGGGAGGAGGUGAGGAGCUGUGGAUUCUUGGCGAUGUCUUCAUUGGAGAAUAUUAUUCCAUCUUCGACAGGGGAACCAACCGCGUGGGUUUAGCGCGGGCUGCUUGA
Molecule: messenger RNA, 1499 nt
Organism: Leucoraja erinaceus (little skate)
Lineage: Eukaryota; Metazoa; Chordata; Chondrichthyes; Rajiformes; Rajidae
Product: pepsin A-like
Exons: 9
Coding region: 330-1499 (389 amino acids)
Biological process (GO): proteolysis
Molecular function (GO): aspartic-type endopeptidase activity
Source: RefSeq, a predicted model, not a curated record